CAGACAUGAGUGCAGGUGCUGGAGUCGCUUCGGAUGGUGUUGCUGCUGCCGUUGUGGCACUGCCAGUUGGGGGCGUAAAGAAAUCGUAUCAUGAGCUGAUCGUGCAACGUCGGGGCGCUUUAAUGACGAUCCAGUUCAACCGUCCGGCCGUUCGGAAUGCCUUGCGACGUCGCACAAUCUAUGAGCUGUUCCGCGCUCUGGAUGCGGCCAGCGCUGAUCCUGAGGUCAACGUCAUCGUCUUGAUGGGCAAUGCAGAGGCUUUUACAGCCGGCAACGACCUGUCCGAUGUGGCUGCAGUGCAGAACAAGGGCUUGGACGCUCUCAACGUCUACUUCCGCGCCAGCAACUAUGUGAUGAGCUUGCUGGUCAAGCGUAUGCUCCUCUGCCGCAAGGUCCUGGUCGCUCUAGUUCAGGGCGUUUGCGUGGGCAUGGGCGUGACUUUGUGUGCCCUCUGUGAUGUCGUCUAUGCCACGGAGACGGCCCAGUUCUGGACUCCGUUCUCCAAGCUGGGCCUUUGCGCCGAACUCGGCUCCAGUUGGACUCUGCCCCAUCUGCUGGGGCGCUCGAAGGCGGCGGAACUGCUCCUCUUCGGCACCCGCAUGGAUGCUCAGAUGGCUUUGCAGCACGGCUUCGUGGUGGCUGUCCUGCAGGAGGAUCAGCUGCAAGUCCAGUUCUGGCAACGCAUGGAGGAGCACGCUCGCCUGCCGGCAGCUUCUUUGUUGGCCACCAAGCGCCUGCUUCAACACCAGUGGCGUCCGAACGUGCUCGCCGCUUUCAGUGAGGAGUGCAAGGAGCUGGCGUCCCUUCGCCGCAGAUCCACCUAUUUGGGGGAGUUGGCGGCGUUUGCCGGACGCGCUAAACGUUCCCAAUUGAAAAGCAAGCUGUGA
Scaptodrosophila lebanonensis is the source of this 887-nucleotide messenger RNA. RefSeq names its product enoyl-CoA delta isomerase 2, mitochondrial. The transcript has a single exon. Bases 6 to 887 code for a protein of 293 amino acids. The record is from RefSeq and is a predicted model, not a curated record. Lineage: Eukaryota; Metazoa; Arthropoda; Insecta; Diptera; Drosophilidae.